UGAAAUAAUCCUUUUUACUGAUCCUACAUCCUUGCCCUAAUUCCCUCCAAGUUAAUGUUUGUUUUUGUUUUGUCCUUUUAACCGGUGAAAUUAUCCUAAAAGCAAUUGACAAGAUUCAUAUUAAUUUAUGAUAAACUUAAGUUUUAAUUUAGCUUUAACUAUUGUUUGAUGACAUUAUAAAAAUCAUACUACUCAAAUUUUGAUAGCUGAGUUUCUUAUAAUGGCUGGUAGAGGCAGAGGCGGUUUUAAACCAAAAUUUCAAAAUGAUUUAUUAACACAAUUAUCAAAUAUACAAGGGCCACGAUCAGGCUCGAAUAAUUUUGAAGAUGCACCGGAAACAUCUGCUCCAGUGCAUGCCAAUGACUCGAAAUAUGAAAGUUUAAUAAAUGCAAUAUUUAAAUUAAAAGCUGACGAUGAUGGUAUUUUAUUAAAUCAAAAAUUACAGUAUAUCACCGAAGUAUGGCAGAAAGUUUGCGAAACAGAAGAAGCUGUUGAACAGGCAUUGGACGUAAUGCAUCGUCGUGGAUUAUAUGAUGAAGCAUUUGCCUCACAACUCGCAAAUAUGAUGUCAUCGUUGUCGUUCAACUCUCUAGAAAUAAAUAAUGUUAAAAUUAGGAAUCAAUUUAUUGCAAAACUUCAGCACGAUUUUGAGAAUUGCAAAGCGUUGCAGUCAAAAAGUGCACUUGCUUUUCGGAAUGCCGUCAGAAUGUUAGGUGAAUUUUAUCAUAAAGCCAGAUUCACUUCUGGUAAGCCAAUAAAACUUUUUGCUACACCUCUUAAGACUUAUUUGGAAAUGCUAUUAGAAGCAGCACAAGAAGAAGAUUUAGAAUUAUUUACCACUCAGUUAUACAUAAAUGGAAAUGGUUUACGUUCGAAUUUGCCACAAGAUUUAACUGAAAUAAUGCUACGAGUUCGUACUCUACUUGCAUCAAACGAUAAAUUAUCAAAGACAUCUAAAUGCUGGUUAUUGUUAGCGAUAGACGUCGACAACCAUGAUUUUGGAUUACUUCCAACGGAAUUACAAAAAUUUUACGUCACAUACUUAGGCGAAAAAGUAAUUAAACAAUUUGAACGAAUUAAUACCGAGUUAACAAUUCAAAUUCACAAAAAUGAUUUUCUUGAUAAAAUCAUUAGCAACGUAACUGUACUAAAAGUGGAUAAUAGUGGAACACCUACACAAAAAUGGGAUGGUAACAUGUCAAAAGUGGGUGGUGGAGAUUCGUAUGUAACUAUUGAUCAAUCAAACACAUUAAUCAUCAAAAAUCAAGAAACGAGUUUCUCAAAAGCAGGAUACGAAAAUCAUGAUGGUCCAAAACCAAGUUAUGGUCGUGAAAAAUAUUUAGUAAAAGCACAAACGUAUAAAAAAAUAUCACCGGAUAAUGGUGCAACUAUAAAUAAUUGGGAUGGUGCUUCGCCAAAUGGUACUAAACGAGAUAAUAAUGCUCCAAGACCGAUAUUAGGUGUUGGAGUUCGACUACAAAAAUCUGAAAAUAAACGACAAGAUGAUAAUUGGCGAGAACGUACUGGAAAUAAUGAUGCAGGUGCAGGUGGUGAUUGGAGAGAGACUAAAUCCGAUUUAAAUCCAGCAGCUGCUGGAUGGGAACACAAAUCAAAAUCGGGUGGCGGGUCUGGUACAUCCGGUUGGGGAAAUGAUAAUCCUAAAGAAUCGUCUGGUAAAAAAUCUUGGAGCCAACAUGAUGAUCGAACAGAGACUGAUUAUACAAACUCCUAAAAUAAUAUUGUACUUAAAAUUUAUUUUUAAAUACUCACGAAUUAUCCGAAUUGGAUUAUUACCUUAAUUUAACCAUUUUUUUUUCUUUCGUA
Molecule: messenger RNA, 1824 nt
Organism: Chrysoperla carnea
Lineage: Eukaryota; Metazoa; Arthropoda; Insecta; Neuroptera; Chrysopidae
Exons: 6
Coding region: 221-1732 (503 amino acids)
Biological process (GO): regulation of translational initiation
Molecular function (GO): translation activator activity
Source: RefSeq, a predicted model, not a curated record